AUGGCAGCACCAAAUGCUAAUUCGUCUUACACAGGACCGAAUCGAACAACCCAAGGCAGUCUAUACUCAUCGGGUAACGCUCCUGCGGCUCAAGGACAAGGCAAUCUUCCUGUUCGACUGGCUCCCAACCCUGCCGCUCAAGCACCAGGAAACUUCCAGUAUCAAUCACCCCAAACCUUUAAGCCUCCAGCACCACUCGGUUCUCCGUAUCAACUAUUGCCCAACUCCGCAGCUCGAGUAUCAGGCAAGGCCCCAUGGGCAUUAUCGCCCAACUCUCUCUCUCCAGCACUAGGCGCUCCUCCGAGUCGACCGUUAUCCAAUUCUGCAGCCCGACCACCAGGAAACAUCCAGUAUCAAUUACCACAAACCUUCACGCCUCAAGCACCACUUGGUUCUCCGUAUCCACUAUCGCCAAACUCCGGAGCUCGAGUAUCAGGCAAUGCCCCCUGGGGGUCAUCGCCCAACCCUGCCGCUAUAGCACUAGGCGCUGCUCCGAAUCGACCGUCAUCCAACUUCGCGGUUGGAGCACAGGUACCGACCAAUGCUGCGUAUCAGGUACAGCCCAAUGCUGGUUAUCAGGUACAGCCCAAUAGCUCGGUUUCUGUGGCCCGGGCUCCAAUACAAAAAGUUCGAAGAGUCGAUAUAGCUGUCAUGGGACCGACUGGCUCUGGAAAAUCUACUUUCAUCCGCGCAGUCAGCGGCAACAACAACGUAAUCGCGUCUCGAGGGAUGAAGUCUUGUACGCAGGAAGUUGCAAAUUAUACCUUUUGUUACAAGGGCUACAACGUAAACCUCAUUGAUACGCCUGGGUUCAGCGAUACAUAUCGAUCUGAGCCGGAGGUGCUCGACAUUCUUUCACGCUGGCUAAGGGACUCGUACAAGGAUCACAAACUGUCCGGCGUAAUAUACUUCCAGCCCCUUCCAACCAAAGUAGUCGGCUCGUUCCUACUUAACCUGUCGACGUUUGAACAGCUCUGUGGGCCAGAGCCGCUCAAGAACGUGGUACUCGUAGGCAGCCACUGGGAUGUGAUGGCUUGCUACGACAAAGGGACCGAAGAACAACGAUGGUCGGAGUUGGUCGACGAGUUUUGGGCAGAAAUGAUACACGGUGGAGCUUCCACCAGGAAGUUGAACUGCCGCGACGCUUCGAGUGGUCUCAAGGUCAUCGAGCUGCUUCUGUCCAACUUACCGACACCACUACAAAUCCAGCGUGAAAUGGUCGAGCAAGGCAAAGCCAUCAUCGAAACAGGAGCGGGCCAAGUUGUUAACGCAGAACUGCUUAAGCAAGAAAGGUUCUAUCAAAAAAAGAUCAAGAGCAUUGCGAAGGAGUACCGAACAGCAGACAGGCAAAGGCAGGAACAACUCUGUAGUCAACAGCAGAAAGUGCAUGAUGCGCUGAACAAACUCCACGAUACCCGGGAUGAGCUAGCAGCGAUAGGAGAGGAGAACCAACAGCUGAAGCAAGAGAUGGUGGAGCUGAAGGAGAAGAUACAGGAUGCACCCGAUGCGGAAGAAAUGAUUCGGCAAAUUGAAACCCUCAUGCGGCGGUUGCGUGAGGAGAGGAGGUUGCGUAGGUGCGAUCAAGUGAGAAUGGAAGGAGACAUUGCUAAACUCAGGGACAUGGACCGGAAGGCUGGGUCGACGUGGCGUAGUGUACGGGACUUCGGCUUGGAAAUCUUUAAGAGUCUGGCUCCUAUUGGGUUCACGUACUUGCUGGGCACGGGCAAGUAA
Molecule: messenger RNA, 1731 nt
Organism: Zasmidium cellare ATCC 36951
Lineage: Eukaryota; Fungi; Ascomycota; Dothideomycetes; Mycosphaerellales; Mycosphaerellaceae
Exons: 3
Coding region: 1-1731 (576 amino acids)
Molecular function (GO): GTP binding
Source: RefSeq, a predicted model, not a curated record